UUAAUGGAUUCUCAAAUGCAAAAUAUAAAAAAUUUGAUUAUAAAGAUCAAGCAGAACAAUAUAUUAAAGAAGAAAAAGAAAUAAUUAAUAUUGAUUCAAAUACUCUUCAAGUUUGGACAGAUGGAAGUACAUUUGAUAAUAGAAGAGUAUUUUGGAAAAAAAAUGAUCCUAAAAAUUUAAGUAAAUGGUUACCUGGAAAAGAACAGACAAAUAAUCGUGCAGAGAUAUUUGCUAUAAUUAGAGCAUUAGAGAUUUGUGAAGAUAAGAGAAAGAAAUUAGAGAUAAUGACAGAUAGUAAAUAUGUAAUUAAUGCAUAUGAAAAAUGGAUAAAUAAAUGGGAAAAAAAUAGAUGGAUAACAUCUUGUAAUACAGUUGUAAAAAACAAAGAUUUGUUUGUUAGAUUGAAAAGAUUAAUAGAAAAUCGUAUUGGAACUGUAAAAUUAGUUCAUGUACAUGGACAUCAAGGAAAUUAUGGUAAUGAACAAGUUGAUAAAUUAGCAAAACAAGGAUCAUUAAAAGAAUAUGUGAAAGAAAUAGAAAAAAAAACUGAAAGAAAAAUAACAGAUUAUUUUAAAUAA
This is a messenger RNA of Scutellospora calospora, 578 nucleotides long. The record is from the annotation of a GenBank genome assembly. Lineage: Eukaryota; Fungi; Glomeromycota; Glomeromycetes; Diversisporales; Gigasporaceae.